Messenger RNA from Endocarpon pusillum Z07020, 951 nucleotides. RefSeq lists its product as uncharacterized. Gene Ontology annotation, biological process: tRNA processing. Bases 1 to 951 code for a protein of 316 amino acids. Gene Ontology annotation, molecular function: RNA binding. Gene Ontology annotation, cellular component: nucleolar ribonuclease P complex. The transcript has a single exon. Lineage: Eukaryota; Fungi; Ascomycota; Eurotiomycetes; Verrucariales; Verrucariaceae. The record is from RefSeq and is a predicted model, not a curated record.
AUGUUUUACGACCUGAACCUGCCCUAUUCAAAUACAGCCAACCCCUCAGAACUCUCUCGCAACCUCUCCUUCUCCGCCGAACUUGGCUACAACUGCAUCGCCCUCAGUCGCACUCUCUCCGGCAAAGUCCCAACCGAUGUAGCCGCUGAUGUAAUCUCCCUACCCAUUGCCAAUGUCAAAGUCCCAGCUCCAGUGACUCUCCUAACGCGUAUCACGUUCACUAUCUCCGACCCUAGCCAGAAUCACCGCCUCUCCUCCCUUCAAUCUGCCUACAAUAUCGUCGCGUUACGUCCAACCAACGAAAAAGCCCUAUCCCUAUGCUGCCAGUCUCUCGAAUGCGACCUCAUCUCCCUCGACUUGAGCAUCCGCCUGCCCUUCAUCCUGAAAUUCAAGACCAUGGCUGCAGCACUGCAACGUGGAAUCCGGUUUGAGAUAUGCUAUGCUGGCGGUGUGAUAGGGGCUGGGACAGAGGCACGGAGGAACUUGAUCAGCGGAGCAACGGCAUUGAUAAGGGCAACCAGAGGACGCGGCAUAAUCAUAAGCAGUGAAGCGAAAAGUGCAUUGGGUCUUCGAGGACCAUGGGAUGUGGUGAAUUUGGCGGCUGUGUGGGGCCUGAGUCAAGAAAGGGGUAAAGAAGCGGUCUGCGAAGAGGCGCGGAAGGUUGUUCAGCUGGCCAGGUUGAAAAGGGAGAGCUUUCGUGGAGUCGUGGAUGUGAUUUUUGGGGGAGACAGCCCAAAGCAGGACCAGGCUCAAAAGGAGAAAAGCGCCGUGACGAACGGACUCAAGAGGAAAGCUGUUGAUGGUGAGCUUGACGUAUCAGCUGGCAUGAAGGAUGGGGAAAAGCCACUGUCAAAAACCCAGAUGAAGAAGCGUGCAAGAAGGGCGAAACAGGAAGCAUCAACGACCAAAUCAUCCGAGCCCAUCAACGCCAAGAUACCUCACGAGACGUAG